AUGAAUCUAGGACUCAAUCACAUCAAGCAGGAAUACGCCGCUAGACCUUCUGCCGAGAAGAAGCGCAAACAGCAAGCUUUGAUGGAUGAAGCUGAUCGUAGACAGCGUGAAGAGAAACAGAAAGAACGACAGGGGAGCGAGGCGGAACGGGAAAUGCAACAGAAGCUCGGCCUGGCUGCUCAGGUCUUUCGUCAGCAUUCACGCAGAGGCGGCGAGACUUCGACAGCUCUCCUUCGUCUCGAUUCGUCCAAAAUGGCCCAAUGGUGUCAUCGCGAGUACAUCCAAUCUUUCUUCCCUUGGGGUAUCAAGGCUGAACUAUCUAUCCAGACUGUAGCUACGGCGAUGAUAGACGGUAUCAUUCUUUCGAUUGCGGAAAUCAAUGUCUACAGUAUCACUUGCAUCCUCCGGUGA
Rhinocladiella mackenziei CBS 650.93 is the source of this 411-nucleotide messenger RNA. RefSeq lists its product as uncharacterized. The transcript is spliced from 2 exons. The coding region runs from base 1 to 411 and encodes 136 amino acids. NCBI's taxonomy places the organism in Eukaryota, Fungi, Ascomycota, Eurotiomycetes, Chaetothyriales, Herpotrichiellaceae. The record is from RefSeq and is a predicted model, not a curated record.